AUGCCUGGCCCCAGAAAUGCUGCACGCCGACCACGCACACAAUUCAACUCCGAGCAGCUCGGGGUCCUGAAAGCUGUCUUCGAGAAGACCCCGUGCCCUGACUGGGACACCCUAGAGAGCCUGGCAAAGGAGCUGAAGCUGGACACGACUGUUGUCAAGGUCCCGUAUACACGGAACGUGUCCUUGUGCAUCGGUUCUUCAGUGACCAUCAGAGGGGCACCUGCCAAUUGUUUCAGAAAGGAUCCACAGCUGCAGGUGGAUUUCCACACGGGCACCAGUGAGAAGUCUGACAUCGCCUUCCAUUUUCGAGUGUACUUUGGCCAUUGUGUGGUCAUGAACAGCCUUCGGUGUGGGGGCUGGGAUUGCGAGGUGAAAUCCUCUUACAUGCCCUUCACGGAGUGUAGACAGUUUGAACUGUGCAUCAUGGUGCUGCACAAUGAGUACCAGGUCGUGAUAAACGGCCAGCACUGUUACAGCUUUGCCCACCGAGUCCACCCAGCAUCUGUGAAGAUGAUUCAGGUGUGGAGAGACGUCGCCCUGACCUCGGUGGAAGUCUGCUAGAGGACAGGGGUUUCCGGUACCCCGUGAUCCAGGAGCCCCCCUCUCUCCUUAUGACCCAUGAAUUCCCAAAACCAACACAAUGGCUCCUCCUCAUCGCCUUAGCUAUACUUGCUCAUUAAAACAUCAU
Messenger RNA from Ochotona curzoniae (black-lipped pika), 688 nucleotides. RefSeq names its product galectin-10-like. The record is from RefSeq and is a predicted model, not a curated record. The transcript is spliced from 5 exons. Gene Ontology annotation, molecular function: carbohydrate binding; DNA binding. NCBI's taxonomy places the organism in Eukaryota, Metazoa, Chordata, Mammalia, Lagomorpha, Ochotonidae. The coding region runs from base 1 to 561 and encodes 186 amino acids.